Messenger RNA from Antrostomus carolinensis (chuck-will's-widow), 1362 nucleotides. It is a transcript of the gene TEKT2, whose product is annotated as tektin 2. Gene Ontology annotation, biological process: cilium movement involved in cell motility; cilium assembly. Gene Ontology annotation, cellular component: nucleus; microtubule cytoskeleton. Bases 4 to 1362 code for a protein of 452 amino acids. The transcript has 9 exons. The record is from RefSeq and is a predicted model, not a curated record. Lineage: Eukaryota; Metazoa; Chordata; Aves; Caprimulgiformes; Caprimulgidae.
GAGAUGGCCACGCAGAGUGUCAAACCAGGCCAGCGGUUCACCUUGCCAGACUGGCACACCAACUCCCGUCUCAUCUCGGCUGAUGCUGAACGCCAGCGUUCUGCUUCCCACCAAGUCCGGCAGGAAGCCCAAACUCUCCGCAACGAAACCAACAACCAGACGAAAUGGGAUGAGCAUGACAACCAAACCCGCCUGACUGAACGCAUCAGCAGCCUGAACAGAUGGAAAGAGACCCUGGACAAAUGCCUUGCAGACAUAGAUGAGGAAAUUGAUGCCUUAGCCAAAGUGAAGGAAGCAGCAGAACGUGCCCUCCAGGCAAAGAACUUGUCUUUGGACAUUUCCAUUGAGUGCCUGACGCUCCGUGAGGGCCGCCGCGCCAUCGAUGUAGUGAGGGAUGCUGUGGAGGAGGAGCUGCACAAAGAGGUGAAGCUGAUCAACAAAGCCAAGAGAGAACUGCAGCAGAGAGUGAACGAAGCCUUUGAACAGCUCUGCCUCUUACAGGAAGCUCACCAGCAGCUGAGCUAUGACCAGCGGUGCAAGGUGGAAGCCUUGGAGUUAGAUCACAUGUGCUUAUCCCUCAACAUGAACUCUCCCAUCAUCUCCUUCAAGGUCAAUCCAACACGCGUCCCAGACAGGUCAACUACACUUGAUGAGUGGGAACAGAAUAGCCAAGGCAACAAGGAGCUUGCUGAGGCAGAAAUCAAAGCCUCAACUGUGCUCCGAGAAGCAACAAUGCUUACCAUUGCACAGACAAACAACGAGCUGGAGGCUCAGCGUGUAGCCACAGAGUUUGCCUUACGCAAGAGGAUUAGAGAUAUGGAAAAAGCCUAUGAUGAGCUGAAAUGGCAGGAGCAGAAUACCUUGGAGGAAAUUGCUGAGAUGGAGGAGAACAUCCGACACUUGGGUGAAGAUAUUCGAAGGAAAAUGCAAGAUCUGAAAGUAGCACACACCCGCCUGGAGAUCCGUACGUGUCGGCCCAACAUGGAGCGCUGUCGGGAUCAGGUCCAGUACGGGCUGACAUACGAGGUCCAUCAGCUGGAGGGAACGAUCCGUGUGCUCAAACAGAAGCUAGCAGAGUCUCAGGCUGCCUUGGAUACUCUUUACAGACAACUUCACCGCAUUCAGACAGAUAUUGGCUACAAAGCCCGUUCCUUGCUGCUGGACAACAAGUGCAUGGACAGCCGGAGAAAGCUCCUGGUCCCUGCCAAGGAAUUUAUGUCAGAGGUCGAUACUUUCAACGAAACUGUGAAGCGUGAGCUCUCCCCGCUGCAGAACGGGCCGCUGGAGUUGGCUUCGUGCACCGAGGAGCGUUGUGCAACGAGCUGCACCGAGGAGAAAGCGACCAGUGACUCAGUUCCGUAG